GAUCGGAACUCCACAAUCACUGAGUUCUUGGAAAAGUGUGAGGAUUACCAGCUAUUCCAGUUCACAAAAUUCUUCUGGGACAGUCUAGAGCAAGCGAUGGAAGAUGGUGUGGAUGGACUCAGUUCAUUGUUAACAUACAAGAGGAUUUUCAACGGACAGGAGCAUCAGACUUGUGUCCAAAUGGACUCCAGAACUGAACUCAUUCCCAAGAGACAAUUAGCCUGGAGUCCCAAGGAUUUGACAGGAAUAGGCCUUGGUUCUAGAGGAUUCAAACGCAUCAAGAUGGGAUCCCAGAGGAUUAGGCCUGAGUCCCAGAGGAUUUGGUGCAAGAGGAUUAGCCUGGGGUCGUGGAGGUCUCCGAAGGAUUUGCUGGGGUCCCAGAGGAUUCGAGAGGGUGCUCAGCAGAAACAUAAAGAGAUGCUACGGGUACAAACUGAAACACUGAGAGUGAACACUGUCCAAAUAAAGGAGAAGGUGAAGAUUUUCCAGCUAGUUGAUCGAUAUGCUGAUCUCACGGUCAUUUCUACUGUUCGGGAUCGGAUUCUAGUAGAACAUGAACUGCUGGCAAGAGGCCGAGACCAUGAAGAGUGGAGACAGAAAUGUCUCUGGAGAGGACUGGAAAAAAUCCAAACGAAUCAGUUGUUCCAGAGCAGGUUUUCCCAGACAAAUUUCAGUUCAGGGAGUACGGUGGCAGUGAGUGGGGUCCCAGGGAUUGGUAAAACAACAAUGAUACAAAAGAUUGUUUAUGACUGGGCCAUUGGAAAGAUCUACCAACAGUUUCAAUUUGUCUUCUAUUUCAAGUUCCGAGAUUUGAAUACUAUUAACUGUAGAAUAAACCUGAAGAAUCUGAUACUGGAUCAGUAUCCUUAUUUUGGGAACAUUCUGGGAAAUCUUUGGAAGAAACCGGAGAGUUUACUGUUUAUAUUCGAUAGUUUGGAUGAAUUCAAGGGGAGGAUUGAUUUUUCUGACGAUCGGAGAAAUACAGGACCGCAGUUCACGUGCACAGAUCCCGAAUGCUGGUGUGAAGUGUCUGACAUUGUGUACAGUUUAAUACAGCACAAGCUGCUUCCAGGGUGUUCAGUGUUAGUGACCACACGUCCCACUGAGUUAUGUUUAUUGGAAAAGGCUGAGAUCACUGUCUGGGCUGAAAUCCUAGGGUUUGCUGAUGAUGAUCGGAGGGAAUAUUUCAACAAGUUUUUCGAAGAUCGGACAGUGGCAGCAGCUGUUUACAAACACGUGAAGGAGAAUGAGAUCUUGUACACAAUGACCUAUAACCCUUCAUACUGCUGGAUCCUCUGUCAGUCACUGGGUCCCUUCCUCUCACAAUCUGACAGGAAGGAGCAACGAGUUCCCAAGACCAUCACCCAACUAUAUUCCUACUAUAUUUACAACAUUCUGAAACACCAUGGCCGAAAGAUUGAAAACCCCCGUGAUGUGAUACUGAAGCUUGGUGAGAUGGCCUUCAAAGGAGUCUCUGAGAAAAACAUUGUCUUUAGAAAUGGAGAAUUGAUCCAGUACAGUCUGCAACCUUCCCAGUUCCUGUCUGGGUUCCUCAUGGAACUUCUGGAGAGGGAUGAUUCAGUCCAGACUGUGGUUUACACAUUCCCACAUCUCACCAUCCAAGAAUUUGUAGCUGCACUUGCACAAUUCCUGACUCCAAAUCCCAGGGACAUCCAGAAACUCCUCAGUGGUGCUCACAGUAAGGCAGAUGGCCGUUAUGAGAUCUUUCUCCGUUUUGUUGCUGGUCUCUCCUCCCCACAGGCAGCUUGGCCCCUGGAGGAGUUUCUGGGUCCAUUUCUUCAUCAAACAACCUGCCAAGUGAUUGACUGGUUGAAGGGGAUAGGCGAAGGACAGAUUCGAAACACAGGGAGCAAAACUGAUAAAAGGGACCUUCUGAACAGAUUGCAGUACCUUUUUGAAUCUCAGAAUAAAGCAUUAGUUCGGUCCAUAGUGGGAUCCAUGAAAACACUUGCAUUUAGUGGACUUCAUUUGACACCAGUUGACUGCUUUGUUGUGUCACAUGUCAUUGGACUGUGUGACACAGUAAAACUCCUUGAUCUCGAGAACUGUUAUAUUCAGCCUGAAGGAUUGCAGCGACUGGGCCCCGUACUGUACAAAUGCCGGGAGUUGAGGUUGAGAAACAAUGAUCUCCAAGAUCAAGGAAUGAAACUAUUAUCUGAAGCACUGAGGAACCCGGAUUGUCAAAUAGAAAAACUGCAGCUGAAUGAUAAUAGUCUCUCAGAUUCUUGUGCCCAGGACCUUGCCUCGGCUCUCGGUACCAACCAGUCACUGAUGAGUCUGAAUUUGGGUGAAAAUAAAUUGAAAGAUUUAGGAGUGAAACGACUGUUUGUGGUUCUGAGAAAUGUGAACUGUAAACUUCAGGAACUGGUGCUGCUUGGUAAUCAUCUCACACAUUCUUGUAUCGAAGAACUCGCUUGCACUCUCAGUACAGUUCAGUCAUUGACUGUUCUUAACCUUGGUAACAAUAAACUGGGAGAUACGGGAGUGAAACUGCUAUCUGUGGCAUUGAGCAAUCCGGCUUGCAAAAUUGUGAACCUGAGUCUAUGGGGUACCAGUCUCUCAGAUUCUUGUACCAAAGAUCUUGCCUCUGCUCUCAGUACAAACCAGUCACUGACCAUUCUGAAACUGGGAACAAACCUCUUCACAGACCAAUCUGUCCCAGCCAUCAGCCGUCUCAUUCUGGACUGUAAGAGUUUGGAGCGGAUUGAACUGUGGGAAAAUCAGUUCACUCCAACUGGAAAGAGACACCUGGAGUCGCUGCAGGAAUCCAGGCACAGACUGAAGGUGAUUGUGUGAACACUUCAAUGUAUAAACAACUGUGCUGUCAACAAUGUCACUGUGCCAGAAGACCAGUGUCCCUAUUCCUGGAUCAGAAGUUCAGGGUUUAAGUCCCAUCUGCAAAGGAGGGGUUAGAGACUCGCGCAUUUCCUCCUAGAAUGUGCUUUUGCAAAGGAAGUCUGGAGAGACAUGCAGUGAUUCUUGUUGAGGUUCAUCCCAAGCAGCUCCGUGACACAGGACUCUGUGCUGUGUGGUCUGUUCGCCGGGAUGCAUGGCAAGGCAACAAUCAGCUGUGCCUGGAAGACCAUCAGCAUGGUGAAAGAUGCUCUUUGGUCUGUCCAAAGUUGACCACAACCGAUUGUUGCAGAUUGGCACAUUCCAAGGUCCGGGACUACAUGCUGAGGGAUGCGCUAAAUCUUGGGGCAGGUGCUGCCAAGGUGCAGUGGGGAAAGACCACAAUCUAAGCUCUUUCUGCCAAAGUACAAUGGGGGUUUGUUCUGUUAUCAGACCCUCUCAUCGUCUCCAAAUGUAUGCAAAUUGUGUCGUGCAGUAGUAGGAAAUGCCUUUGGUCUUGCAGCUGCAGGCAAUGAGAAAUUCUAACGUUUGUUCUUCCUUUCUAUGCAAAGACUGUGCAGAACCACUUUCGUACCUGUGUAUAUGCAUUAACGUAAUUUUGUAUAAAUAAAGUAUAUUUUUGCAAUAAAAAUAAAA
Messenger RNA from Rhincodon typus (whale shark), 3510 nucleotides. Its product is annotated as NACHT, LRR and PYD domains-containing protein 3-like. Gene Ontology annotation, molecular function: protein binding. NCBI's taxonomy places the organism in Eukaryota, Metazoa, Chordata, Chondrichthyes, Orectolobiformes, Rhincodontidae. Bases 97 to 2817 code for a protein of 906 amino acids. The record is from RefSeq and is a predicted model, not a curated record. Gene Ontology annotation, cellular component: cytoplasm. The transcript is spliced from 8 exons.